AUGCCACAACGUAUGCGCAAAAUUGUUUCAAAAUGUCGACCACCAUUUGUUCGAUUACAUCGAUAUCGACAUUCAAUGCCUGCUACUGAUCAUUAUAUGUGUCAAAAUAAUCCACCGACUGUAUCGUCAUCAUACGAUUCAAAAAUGUCAAAUACAGGACUUUCAUCAUCGAUGCAAAAUUUAACACAUUUAACAAAUGCUGGUGCCAUUGGUACUGGUAUUGUACCACCACCUGUUCAUUUUCAACAACCAUUAAAUAUGCAAUCAACAACACCAUCAGUUGCAAAUGGGAAAGAUGAUAUGCGUGGAUGGUUAUAUAAAUGGACCAACUAUUUAAAAGGUUAUCAAAAACGUUGGUUUGUUUUACGAGCUGGUAUGCUUUCAUAUUAUCGUUCACAAGAUGAAAUGACACAUACAUGUCGUGGUACAGUUUAUCUUGAAUCAGCACAUUUAUCAUCAAAUGAUGCAUGUCAUUUUGUUAUAUCAAAUGGUUCAACUAUUUUACAUUUACGUACAUCAAAUGAAACUGAUAAACAACGUUGGAUGAGUGCAUUAGAAUUAGCUAAACAAAAAGCAUUAAAAGGACGAAAACAAUAUCAAGAUUCUGAUGAAGAUAUUUCAACAGUUGAUGAUUCAAAUGAUCAACAACAACAACAACAAAAUCAAUUACAACAACAACAGCAAGUUAAUGUAAAUGAUCAUACUAAAACAUUAAUAAAUACAAAUGAACGUGCUGAAUUAGUAACAAUUAAUAAAACAUUUGAUGUUAAAUUAGAGGAUCUUAAAAUGUGUAUGGAUUUAAUAAAUCGUCAUUAUCAAGCACUUUAUCGUACACUUGCUGAUCUUGAACAAAUUGAUAAAACAGAACCAACAGUAAAUAUAAUUAAAAGUGUUAAUGAACGUGCUACAUUGUUUCGUAUUACAUCAACAGCUAUGCUUAAUGCUUGUCAAGAACUUGUACAAUUAAUACAAAACCAAGGUCGUAAAUGGCAAAAAGCAAUUCAAUUUGAACGUGAUGCACGUUUACGUAUGGAACGUAUGUGUGAACAAGUGGCAUCACAAACUGUUAAAUUAGAAAAACAAAUGCAACGUGCAUCACGUAUUGAAAAGAAAAAUAUUACUGCAGGUCAUCCAACAUUAACAUCAUUAAAAUCAUCAGAUUUACGUGGUUCAAAUGAUGGAAAUAAUUUAUCUGAUGAUGAUGAAUUUUAUGAUGCUAUUGAUGAUCCACAAACUAUUGGUGUUUUUCGUAUUCCACUUCAACAACAUAUAUCAACUAAUGAUAAAGAAUCACCAAAUAUUGUUGAUGAUGAUGUAAGUUCAUAUGCUGAAGAUGAAAGUGAAUCAGAAGAACAAGAUGAAGACAAUCUACCAAUGGUUAUUGUCAAAGCACCAAAAACUGAAGAAACAACAAAUAAUGCAGUAACUAUAGCAGAAACAAAUGCUAAUCAAACUGCACAAAAACAAUUAAAUAAUGGUCAACAACAACAACAACAAGUAGCUAUACCAAAACGUAAACGUCGUGAUCGUAUACCUGAACGACCAAAUUAUAGUAUUAAUUUAUGGAGUAUAAUGAAAAAUUGUGUUGGCAAAGAUUUAUCAAAAAUUCCAAUACCAGUUAAUUUUAGUGAACCAAUAUCAAUGUUACAACGUAUAACAGAAGAACUUGAAUAUAGUUAUGUACUUGAUACAGCAGCUAAAAUAACAAAUAAUUGGGAACAAUUAGCUUAUGUUGCUGCAUUUACUAUUUCAUCUUAUUCAACAACAUCAACACGUGUUAAUAAACCAUUUAAUCCAUUACUUGGUGAAACAUAUGAAUGUGAUCGAACAGAUGAUUUAGGUUGGAAAUCAAUAGCUGAACAAGUUAGUCAUCAUCCACCAGCUUUAUCAACAUAUGCGGAAGGUCAAGGAUGGACAUUGUAUCAAGAAUUUACAAUGACAUCGAAAUUUCGUGGUCAAUAUUUAAGUAUAACACCAUUAGGUUACUCACAUUUAAUAUUUAAAAAUACGGGUAAUCAUUUUACAUGGAAAAAAGUAACUACUCUUGUCAAUAAUAUAAUUGUUGGCAAACUUUGGAUUGAUAAUGUUGGUGAAAUGGAUAUAAUAAACCAUACAACAAAAGAUGUUUGUAAAUUAAAAUAUUUUCCUUAUAGUUAUUUUUCAAAAGAUGUUCCACGUAAAGUAACUGGUGUUGUUACUGAUGCUACUGGUCAAGCACAAUGGGUAUUAACUGGUACAUGGACUGAGAAAAUUGAAGGUGGUCCUGUUGAAUCUACAGCCGGUCGUCAUUCACAUUCCCAUCAUAUGGAAACUCGUAAUAUGAAAUUAUUAUGGCAACGUAAAAUGCCACCAGCAUAUCUUGAAGCUAUGUAUAAUUUUACUCAACUUGCUAUUGAAUUAAAUGAAGAUGAACCAGGUGUUGCACCAACAGAUUCUCGUCGUCGUCCUGAUCAACGUUUAAUGGAAGAAGGACGUUGGGAUGAAGCUAAUCAAGAAAAAUUACGUGUUGAAGAAAAACAACGACAAGCACGACGUACUCGUGAAUCAUCAGGACAUAAUUCUUAUGAUGCUAAAUGGUUUAAAAAACAACAUGAUUCAUUGACAGAUUCUGAAAUGCAUAUAUAUACCAAUCAAUAUUGGGAAUGUAAACAAAAACAAGAUUGGUCACGAUGUGAUGAUAUAUUUUAA
Molecule: messenger RNA, 2688 nt
Organism: Rotaria sp. Silwood1
Lineage: Eukaryota; Metazoa; Rotifera; Eurotatoria; Philodinida; Philodinidae
Source: the annotation of a GenBank genome assembly